AUGAGCUAUUCAUACCUCCCUCUCCUCCUUACAGAUGCCGCCAUCGUUGAAGCCGUUUCCGCAGGCGCACAUCCAUUAAUUUUCACCAACCUCAUCCCCUCCGCCAUUCCUUCCGAUCACGCGCUGCCGUCUUCACCCAGGGUCGAAGAUGAGAAAGGCACGGGUGACAGCUGCGUCGAGAAAGAGAUUAAGCAGAAAACUGCGCGGGAUGGAGGUUUCCUUCGGAGGUUCAUGACCUGGUGGAAGGGACAGCAGGAUGAGGACACCGACAAUCGGGGGAAUAUCGCGGUGUAUUCCUUCCUGGAUGGACCUAUUGCAUCACCGUCUGCAUUAUUUUUGGCUUCGACGCGUUCGCUGGACGCGUACGAAUGGGCUUUAGAUAUUGGCGGACGGAGGCGGAGUCUCCAUUCGGAUUUGUCUACUUGA
Messenger RNA from Desarmillaria tabescens, 426 nucleotides. RefSeq lists its product as uncharacterized. The coding region runs from base 1 to 426 and encodes 141 amino acids. The record is from RefSeq and is a predicted model, not a curated record. Lineage: Eukaryota; Fungi; Basidiomycota; Agaricomycetes; Agaricales; Physalacriaceae. The transcript has a single exon.